This is a messenger RNA of Closterium sp. NIES-67, 979 nucleotides long. NCBI's taxonomy places the organism in Eukaryota, Viridiplantae, Streptophyta, Zygnematophyceae, Desmidiales, Closteriaceae. The record is from the annotation of a GenBank genome assembly.
CGUCUUCUAAUUGCCCCGCUUCGUCUGGGUACGCCCCUUCUUCCUCCGCGUACCCCUCCCCCUCUGCGUGCAUCUCGUCCGCGUCAGCGCGCUCCUCCCCCUCCUCUGUUCCGCCCUCAGCGCCGUCGUCAGCUGCACCCUUCCCUUUCCCCUGCUUCGCCUUCCCCCGUCCUCCAAACCUCGUCUUUUCUUCACCUUCCCGCUCCACUCCCUCCUCCCUGUCCCCUUGAUCCUCUUCCCCGUACAUAUCCUCCCCUUCCCCAUGCACGUCCUCCCCUUCCCCAUACAUGUCCUCCCCUCCCCCGUGACCCUCUUCCCCAGACAUAUCCUCACCCUCGCCCUGUAAGUCUCCUUCAACUUCGGCACCCUCCGCCCCCUUCGCCCCCUCCGCAUAAGCCUCACCGCCACCUUCCGCGCCCAACCCUUCUUCCUCGUAAUCCCCCCCUACAUCCGCGUGCUCGCCCCCACCUUCCGCGUAUUCUCCCCCCUCUUCUGCGUAUUCCCCCCCUUCUUCCGCGUAUUCUCCCCCUUCUUCCGUAGGUUCUCCCCCCUCUUCCGCAAGCUGUGCGCCUUCCUCUCCAUACUCCCCUUCCUCCCCAUACUCCCCUUCCUCCCCAUAUUCCCCCUCUUCCCCAUACUCCCCCUCCUCCCCAUAACCUUCCUCACCAUACUCCCCUUCCCCGUACUCCUCCCCUUCCGCGUACUCUUCGCCUUCCACGUACUCUCCCCCCUCCACGUGCUCCUCCCCUUCCGCAUACUCUCCGCCUUCCGCGUGCUCCUCCCCUUCUUCCCCGUACCAUUCCCCUUCCCCCUCACCCUCAACAUACCCUUCCUCUCCCUCAUAAUGCUCUCCCUCUCCAACCGCUUUCUCUCCGCCCUCGCCCCCCUCUUCCUCGUAAUAUUCCCCGUCUUCCCCGUAGUAUUCGCCUUCGCCCUCCCAGUCCCCUUCCUCCCCCUCGUACUCCCCCUCCCCUUCGCC